AUGCCCCAGCAGCCACCGCCCAUCCUCGACGGCAAGGACGACGCCGUCAUCGCCGCCACCUGCGCCGCGCACCGCCUCUCGCGCGCCGACUUUGACGCCCUCCGCGCCGGCGCCCUCGCCGCCAAGGCCGCCGCCUACUGCCCGUACAGCAAGUUUCGCGUCGGCGCCGCCCUCCUGCCCGCCGCCGGGGAGGGGGCCCCGGGCGUCGUCAAGGGGUGCAACGUGGAGAACGCGAGCUACCCGGUGGGCAUGUGCGCGGAGCGCGUCGGGCUGGGCGCGGCGGCGGCGAGGGGCGUCAGGAGCUUCGCCGGGUUGGCGGUGGCGACGGACAUUUCGCCGCCGGCGAGCCCGUGCGGCAUGUGCAGGCAGGCGAUCCGCGAGUUUUGUCUGGGUGACAUGCCCAUCAUCAUGUUUGACAAGAACGAGGACUUUGUCGUCAUGACGGUGGAAGAGAUACUGCCAAUGUCCUUUGGCCCGGACCAGCUGCCGCCGCCCGGGGCUCCCGGCACAUGA
This is a messenger RNA of Cordyceps fumosorosea ARSEF 2679, 513 nucleotides long. RefSeq names its product Cytidine deaminase, homotetrameric. NCBI's taxonomy places the organism in Eukaryota, Fungi, Ascomycota, Sordariomycetes, Hypocreales, Cordycipitaceae. The record is from RefSeq and is a predicted model, not a curated record. The transcript is spliced from 3 exons. Gene Ontology annotation, molecular function: zinc ion binding; cytidine deaminase activity. Gene Ontology annotation, cellular component: cytosol. Bases 1 to 513 code for a protein of 170 amino acids.